AUGGCUUGUGCGGGCGUCUUCCCCAUCACCGGUUGGGUGAACGACCUUUCGAAACUGCCACCGAUCAGCGACAGCGAAGUGGAGAAGUUCUACAGAGGCCGUUCGGCCACGGACCGCUCCAUGGAGAGAAGUUACAACUUCGUCGUCGAGGCCGGAGGACGUUUCUACCUGAAGGGCUCCUGUUUCCGCAGCAAAAAAAAGACUCAGCCUCCUUACACGGUGAUGGCAACAACAGACGUGCAAGGCCAACUCUUGGAUGGAAACUGUGACUGCCCUGCUGGAGGUGUAGCGUGCAACCACCUGAUGGCGCUGCUUCGGACCGUAGCACUUUUGCAGGCCAAAGGCUUCAGCGAGGCACCUGCAGAGCUGUCCUGCACGGACCUGCCGCAACAGUGGAGAGUACCUCGAGGGCCUCACAUCCGCGGUACUUCGAUCCAGUUAGUUGACUGGAGAUGUGUGAGGGAGGGCGGCCAGGACACCCCACUUAUGUCCCGCCUCUAUGAGAGCAGGGUGGCUCCCCGAAGCCAGGAGCAGCAAGAAGCUGCUACGAGGAAGUUUGCGGAAACACUCCUCAGCCUUGGCAGCUGUACUGACUUUGCAGCAGCUUUGCUUCAAGUGCAAGACAAGACCUCGAAGGACACGAAGUUCGGCCCUGCACUGGCUGUUGCACCGCUGGCGUACCAGCAGCCUGUCUUCCCCCAUGGACUCAAGGUCAUCACCAAUAUCCCCCAGUGCACAAGCCACCCCUACCAAGCCCCACAAGAAUGCCAGUUCUUCCGUGGAAGGGAACCAUGGGAGAUUCCCAUUCCGUUCCUGGGAAACGAGAUUUUGGAGAGCCUGCAGCUAACAGCACAGCAGGCGAGAGACCUCGAGAGGAAUACGAGGCAGCAGUCACGGAGUCCCACGUGGUGUAAAGAGCGCAAGCUGCGGUUGACAGCAUCCCACUUCGGCACAGCCUUCCGAAGGGCAGUGUGGACUGACAAGGGUCUGGAUGCCCUCGUCACCCCAAAAGACAUAUCAAAAGUUCCUGCUGUCAGGCACGGCAUCAUGAACGAGCCGGUCGCUGCAAGGUUUUACGAAGAUAUCCUAAAAGGAUUGGGGCACCAAGUUACAGUCAGCGGCUGUGGACUUUUUGUUGACCCGGAAGCUCCAUGGCUUGGAGCGUCACCGGACAGGAUUGUGUAUGAUCCUGCCGAAGACCCUCCUCAUGGCAUCGUGGAGAUAAAGUGCCCUUCGUCUCUCUGGCUGAAGACUGCGGACGAGCUCGAGCACUUGGACUUCUGCUCCAAAGUGGACAAGGACCCGUCAAAGCUAAAGGACGGCCACCCCCAUCACUUCCAAGUUCUUGGACAAAUGGCUGUUUCCGGGCUACAGUGGGGGGACUUCAUUGUCUACGCAAAGCACUUCAUACUCAUCGAGAGAAUAAGGUUCAAUGCGGGCGAAUGGGCGAGCGCGAGUGCAAAGCUCGAAGACUUUUACUUCAACGUGCUGCUGCCUCACCUGGAGUGCAGCAGGUAGUUGUCUAACAUCAAGAUAGGGCCUUCCGUGUUCCGAAUAAAGGAUUGAUUAAACAAAUAACACCAACUUGACAAAACAAUACUAA
Molecule: messenger RNA, 1603 nt
Organism: Ixodes scapularis (black-legged tick)
Lineage: Eukaryota; Metazoa; Arthropoda; Arachnida; Ixodida; Ixodidae
Exons: 4
Coding region: 1-1518 (505 amino acids)
Molecular function (GO): zinc ion binding
Source: RefSeq, a predicted model, not a curated record